Messenger RNA from Adineta steineri, 1902 nucleotides. The record is from the annotation of a GenBank genome assembly. NCBI's taxonomy places the organism in Eukaryota, Metazoa, Rotifera, Eurotatoria, Adinetida, Adinetidae.
AUGUCACAUUUAGGUCAAUUUACUGAUGAUGGUAAGACAAUUCGUCGAAUUCAACAACAACAACAAAAUUUACAUAAUGACGACGAAAAUACAUCCAUAGGAAUGAUUCAAGCUAAUUAUCAGUAUACACCACUUAAAGAAUAUGCAGCUAUGAGAAAUGGAGGUCGUACAAUAAACGACAUCAAUACUACUAGUUAUCAAAAUGCUUCAUCUACUAAUUCCGAUCGACAAUUCUCAUCUCAAUACAAUAGUUCGACACGUUAUACAAAUCAUGGUUUUGAAACACCACCUUCAACACAUUUUACAAGUCCAACUAUUGAUAAUAUAUCAAUUCAUAAUCGUCAACAACAACAUUUUAUAACUACAACUAAUUUAAAUGUCAAUGAUAAAACACCUCAUCAUCAACAAAAUGAAUAUAAAACUUCAUCAACGUAUGUAUCACCAAUUCAUGGUAAUGAAUCAAUAACAUUUAAACCAACAUAUCAACAAACUGAUCGUUAUUCAACUGUUGGUAGUGAUUCAGGAAUUGUUAUGAUUAAUCCUAAUCCUCAACAACAGCAAGCAACAGAUGAUAAUCAAAUAAUUGAAAAAAAAUUAACAAAUUUAGUUCAAAAAAUAGGACGACAAUUAGAAACGGAUGCACAAAAAUUAAGUGAUAAAUUAGAAUUAAAAUUAAAAAAUCUAGAAAAUAUGAUACAUCAACAAACAUAUAUUAUUCGACAACAAGAUGAAGUUAUUGAACGUCUGAAAAGUAAAAUACUUAAAAUUGAAACUGAACGUGAUCAUUUUCGUGAACGUUUAUCUAUACAUGAACAACGUGAACAAGAUGAUAAGAAAUAUUUACAGGAAGAAUCAAAUGAUCAUAAAGCACUUGAACAAGAUGAUCAACAACAAACAUCGUAUGAUGUAUCGGGAGAGAGAAAAUAUUCAAAUUCUUCAUCAGUUAUGACAGAUAACAGCAGACGAUCUAGUAAAAAGACACCUGCUCCACGAGUUGAUCAACAAGCACCCAUCAUUAAUAAUGAACCUAAUUCAACUUUAGGAAAACUUAUUAAAAGUAUUCCAUGCAAUAGUCAAGAACGUCCUGUAUCUGGUAAUUCAUCUCCAUCAAUAGCUGCUAAAUUAGCUGCAGCUGUACCUUUAACAGAAAAACCAGCUGCAGCAAGUCGUCUUGAUAAUAUAAUUCAUCAAAAUAAUUCAUCAGGAACAUAUUAUAAUGUAGGUGAAACUCAUGAAACUGAUCCAAAACCAAAUUCAAUAGAACACAUUGUGACAAAGGUUCAUCAUAAUGAUGAAUAUUCAAAAUCAUAUCAAAUAUCUGAACCUAAAUUACAACGAUCAGCUUCGCUAUCAUCCUCGUCAUCAUCAACUGUGUCAAUGCCAAAUCAUGCUGAAAUUCAGUAUGGUUUACCAACAACAAAUCAUAUUGCAUUAACGAAUAGAAAUUCUAGUUUACAUCGAAGUUUAGAAGUUAUACCACGUAAAACAUCACAAAAUGAACAAGUAUUAAAACCAGCAAAUAAAACAGCAUCACUUGAAUUCGGUGCAAGACCGGUGCGAUAUGAUGAAUCAACAUCAAUCUAUGUUACACCACAAGAAGCAACUCAUCCAGCUUCGGAAUAUGAAAAUGUUGUUAAAGGUUGGCUUCGAAAACAAAAUCGAGGUCGAAAAUUCAGUAAAAUGGAAAUAAUUACUGAAGGAAUAAGAUUGGGAAAAAUCCCCUUUAGGAUAUUACAUCAUCAUCUUGGAUGGGGUGAUUCAGGUGUUUCAGAUUGUGAAUCUUCAUCAAAUCAUAAUCCAACAUUAGAUUCAUCAACAACACUUACAGCACGUUUAUCAUCUAUUACAUUAGAAAAAACUGAUCUUAUUGUACAAGAUAUUCCAUUUGAAAAAAUCAUUUAA